Dreissena polymorpha is the source of this 2988-nucleotide messenger RNA. Its product is annotated as BRD4-interacting chromatin-remodeling complex-associated protein-like. Bases 1 to 2988 code for a protein of 995 amino acids. NCBI's taxonomy places the organism in Eukaryota, Metazoa, Mollusca, Bivalvia, Myida, Dreissenidae. The record is from RefSeq and is a predicted model, not a curated record. The transcript is spliced from 2 exons.
AUGGCGGAUAUGGGCAGUAAACCCGCCACACCAAGGACAACGGUAUCUUACAGAAUGGUACAGGUAAACUUUGACCCUCCUCAUGUUUUGACCUCCGUUCCGGGGAUUGGACCGAAAUUGGCUAAAGCCAUUGUAAAUCUCCGGGAGAAUGCGGGUAACGUAUAUCCCGAAUCUCUGGGAAUACUAAUGCGGCGACCUCUGGAUGAAGAGGUCAUGCAGAUGCUGGACUUCCGUCCGAAUCCAAGGUUAUUUGCAAUAACCUUGGAUGAAGAUGAGGAAGAUAUGGGGCGGUUGUAUAAUGGUGAGUUAGUCCCACACGGGGGGUGGGGGUUAGGUGCGCCAAGGAACCGGCCAGACGCACGAGAAAGGGCUGCGCUUGCCGCAGAGAUUAACACCCUGGAGGAGAGUAUUUCGGAACUGCAAUCGCAGUUGCAAAAUUGGUCACAACCCCUGGUCCAAAGAUCACUUCCCAUUCCUGUCCAACACCAAUUGGCUGGUCCAGACCAAAUAUCAACACCCAGCCCCUCCUCCAGGCCAAGACCUUUCCUUUCCUUGCAGACUUUGUCUCAAACCCCCAUACCCCGAUAUUUAUCUCAUACCCCCGCUGGACGUAGGGAACAGAAGUUGCCGUGGGGAAGAACAGACAGCGAGGCGGGUCUUAGGUGGCGCAGUCCAGUCGCCUAUAAAACCGAAGAACCUUCCCCCACAUACCCAUCACGCGUGCACCAGGGCGCAUUUGGAGGAAAAAUUGAGACGUCCCUACCCCAAGCAACCCUCAUGAAGGCAUUGCAAGAACUUCCCAAUCCUCCGACCACAAGCACACCUUACUUUAUUUUCCCAAAUAAUGGGUCUGUGCUAUCCAACCAGGUACCCAUCAAUCAACCUGUUUACAAUCAGCCUGCUAACCCGGUACCCAAUCAACCUGUAUACAAUCAGCCUGUUAACCAGGUACCCAUCAAUCAACCAAACGUAUACAAUCAGCCUGUUAAUCAGGUACCCAUCAAUCAACCAAGCGUAUACAAUCAGCCCGCUAACCAGGUACCCAUUAACCAACCGGUACAAAAUCAGCCUGCUUACCAGGUACCCAACAACCAACCUAGCAUGUACAAUCAGCCUGCUACGUUGGUACCCAUCAACCAACCGGUACAAAAUCAGCCUGCUUACCAGGUACCCAACAACCAACCUAGCAUGUACAAUCAGCCUGCUACGUUGGUACCCAUCAACCAACCGGUACAAAAUCAGCCUGCUUACCAGGUACCCAACAACCAACCUAGCAUGUACAAUCAGCCUGCUACGUUGGUACCCAUCAACCAACCGGUACAAAAUCAGCCUGCUUACCAGGUACCCAACAACCAACCUAGCAUGUACAAUCAGCCUGCUACGUUGGUACCCAUCAACCAACCGGUACAAAAUCAGCCUGCUUACCAGGUACCCAACAACCAACCUAGCAUGUACAAUCAGCCUGCUACGUUGGUACCCAUCAACCAACCGGUACAAAAUCAGCCUGCUUACCAGGUACCCAACAACCAACCUAGCAUGUACAAUCAGCCUGCUACGUUGGUACCCAUCAACCAACCGGUACAAAAUCAGCCUGCUUACCAGGUACCCAACAACCAACCUAGCAUGUACAAUCAGCCUGCUACGUUGGUACCCAUCAACCAACCGGUACAAAAUCAGCCUGCUUACCAGGUACCCAACAACCAACCUAGCAUGUACAAUCAGCCUGCUACGUUGGUACCCAUCAACCAACCGGUACAAAAUCAGCCUGCUUACCAGGUACCCAACAACCAACCUAGCAUGUACAAUCAGCCUGCUACGUUGGUACCCAUCAACCAACCGGUACAAAAUCAGCCUGCUUACCAGGUACCCAACAACCAACCUAGCAUGUACAAUCAGCCUGCUACGUUGGUACCCAUCAACCAACCGGUACAAAAUCAGCCUCCUUACCAGGUACCCAACAACCAACCUAGCAUGUACAAUCAGCCUGCUACGUUGGUACCCAUUAAUCAGCCAGUACAAAAUCAGCCUGCUAAUCCAGUGCCCAUAAACCCACCUAGCCUACCCAAUCAGCAGGCUACUCUGGCGCUCAUCAACCCGCCGGUAAUACCGAGCCUUCCUAUUGCACUCCUGCCUGCAACUACACCAAACCCUGCUUCUCGGGAUGUGAUUACCCGAAUGCCUAAAACCUUACAGUUUGACGGUCGAAGUAAUUGGCCAGUUUUCCGGGGCAAGUUCGAGCGCUAUGCCAAUUUGCACCAAUGGUCAGAUGAUGAGUGCGCUGAUGGGUUGGUUUGGUGUUUGGUGGGAAAAGCUGCGGACUUCUAUUCUGUAUUAACUGACGGCAGGAAAACUGUCCCUUAUAAGGAAUUACUGCAUCGUCUGGAAGAGCGUUUCGAUGCCAAAGAGCUCCCUGCUACUGCGCAAGGGCGUUUUCAGGCAAUUUCUCAGGGAGUAGGAGAAUCAUUGGAUGAGUGGUCGGAUCGCGUACUCACGCUAGCCACUAAGGCAUUCCGAGAUCUGCCCCAAGUAUACGCCACCGAGCAGGCAGUGGCAAAAUUCUGCCACGGGUUACAGGACAGAGAAACCGGCCGACAGGUGAGCAUUCAGCAACCGAAGUCGAUUGGAGAGGCCAUUGAAAAAAUUAAAAUGUUUAACCAUAUUCAAUUGGCUUGUGCCCCUUCUCAAAGGGAUGGUCAUAAAGGGAAAUCGGACGAGACUAAGCGGGUUCACAUGGUGAACCCAGAGCAGACAACCCAGCCUUUCCAUUUAACCGUCCUGGGACAGGUGGAGCAAAUGGUGGGCAACGAGCAGGUCCCUUUCCAGGGAACGCUCCAAACCAAGGAUACAAUACCCAACGUCAGGGAAUGUUUAAUGGAGGUAGAGGUGGCGGAAGGGGGUAUCAAGGGCCUAACGCCUACGGAAGGGGCGCCGGAGGGAGAGGGAAUAAUCCUUUCGUCAAUCGAGGGUAUCCCUACCAGCCGGCGGUGA